AGUUUCCACCAACACCACAAAAAGAGAGUGAAAGGAAAUAUGGCUAAGUCAGAAAAUCCUUUCCUGGCCAUUCAUCAUCUAUGGCUCUUCUUCCUUCUUCUCUCAGAACCCUUUCCCAUAUCUCAUCUCAGCUUUAUCUUACUUCCUUUCACAACCCCAUCAUUCUUGCUCCACCAUCAUCUUUCAAUCCACUGAUUCAUUCAAAGCAACACCAGAACCACAGAAGCAGCAAUUCCAAGCUCUUGGCUAUUUCUUAUAGAUAUUUCACUGAACAAGAAGAAGAUGAUGAUGAUGACGAUGAAGAGCACAAUUUUGAUGAAGCAGUGACUCUCUUCAAUGGAGGAGAGUACUACAAGUGCCAUGACUAUCUUGAAGUCCUUUGGAACAGCGCUGAAGAACCCGCUAGGACACUCAUUCAUGGAAUACUGCAAUGUUCUGUGGGUUUUCAUCACCUCUUCAACCAGAACCAUAAAGGAGCCAUGAUGGAGUUGGGGGAAGGAUUGUGUAAGCUGAGAAAGAUGGAAUUCUCAAAUGGGCCGUUUCAGAAGUUUGAGAAAGAGAUUUCAGCUGUUCUGGAUUUUAUCUACCAGACUCAGAUAGAAUUAGCCGCAUGUAGUGAGGAUAUUUGUGUUGCAAUGGAUCGAUCAGAAAGAUCUUACCAACUUCUGGGGGAAUAUGCUUCAGGGAAACGGGUAUAUGAUCUAGAACUUGGUCUGGAUGCAUCAGUGUACAUUGUUUUCUGCCCUCAAGGGUCUAAAUCUAAUCAUGCCACUGAAGCCCCAAGGGUAAAGCUUCCCAAGCUUAAGGCUACCAUGGAACAUCUUAUAGCCUAUGAAUAUAAGUAAAAGUCUUCUCAAGACCAAUCAUGAAGUUCAAACCACAUGCAAAAUUGUUCUUCAAUUACAUUAAGACUAGAUGCUACACAAAUCGUUAAAGGUUACAUCCUGGGAAGAGUCCUCUUGGCUCUUGUGCAAGUAUCACAAUGAAAUCGUUAAGUAAAAGCCAAAAAUAAGGUAAUUGUAUAUUAAAUUAAAAUAGGCUCUUGAAAUUGAGUUAGUUUUUAACAUUUUACUUUAAUUUAAAAAUACUCAUGCUCUAGAUGGAAUAUUAAUAGUUGAAUAAUAAUGACAAUAUUUUGAACGAGCUACUUCUAUAGACUUGACAAUUUGUAAAUUAUCCAAAAUCUGAUUUGUACAAUAAUUAAGUUAAUGUCUUAUGAGUUAGCGGUUAAAUUAAUAAAUUAACUAU
Messenger RNA from Abrus precatorius (Indian licorice), 1248 nucleotides. RefSeq lists its product as uncharacterized. The transcript is spliced from 3 exons. Bases 81 to 845 code for a protein of 254 amino acids. NCBI's taxonomy places the organism in Eukaryota, Viridiplantae, Streptophyta, Magnoliopsida, Fabales, Fabaceae. The record is from RefSeq and is a predicted model, not a curated record.